AUGACGGACCGCAGCGUGGUUGAAACAGAGUUCUACUGCUCAGAGGAUGAGGACGCAAAGACCCCGACUGCCAGAUCGGGAGUCCUCCCCGACGGCGAGAGGCGACGACAGCUCGUCCGCCAAGGAAUCGACAGCGACAUCUUGGCCAUCUUGGACCACAAAUUCCUCGACGGCCACAACCGGUGCACCAUUCUGAAUUCCACGGGUCCCGAUUUUUGCAACCCCCGAACCGGCCAGCCUGCUUUUGUGGUUAUAACCGCCCUUCAAGAUGCUCUUGACCGGCAUUUUCUCAACCUGGACAAGAAGAGGACGCUAUUCGAGAUCCUGGGAUGGAAGUUUGAGUGCCUCGCAUGCCAUGAGAUCAAGGCACCAGCCGACUAUCAAGGCACCUCGUACAUAUUUUGGGGGCCAGAGGUGCCCGGAUCGUGCUAUCUACGCAGCGGUCCUUGUGUGGCCUGCCAAGAAAAGGCGAGGAAGAGCAAACACCCGCAAGCAGGAAUCGUGCCUUACAAGGUCGCUUAUCCCGAAUAA
This is a messenger RNA of Hirsutella rhossiliensis, 531 nucleotides long. RefSeq lists its product as uncharacterized. The transcript has a single exon. NCBI's taxonomy places the organism in Eukaryota, Fungi, Ascomycota, Sordariomycetes, Hypocreales, Ophiocordycipitaceae. The record is from RefSeq and is a predicted model, not a curated record. The coding region runs from base 1 to 531 and encodes 176 amino acids.